UGGAUGUUGUAAAGGAGAGUGGAAUCUAUAUACUGGAACAAGAUUUUAACAUGGAAGAUAUCCAAUUCACUUGUCCUAAAUUUAAUUCAAUUCCCAUGAAUAUUGUCCAAGAAGAGCAACCAACGCUGAAAAAGAGGCGGUUGAUGGAAGAUAAUGAUCUUAUUUUAAUUCGAGAUUCCAUGAGUGUCGACCAAGGUAAGAAGGAUUUCCAUAGCAAUCUUCUGCGGCUACAAGAAAUUGAAUACGAAAAGCAAAACGCAGACAAUAAACAUUCAAUUUUCAAGUAGAGAAAAUGAAGAAUCAGUUAAAGUAAGGAGGCUAAAUAAUAAUAUGCCACAUCAACAAGACGAAGCUUUAACCAGUGAUCAAAUCACAGAGAGCUGUGAAUAUGUCAUAAAUGGUAGAGGAAAAGACAUUGUACUCUACAAAGAUGAUCCCAUUAAUGGCAACAAUAUAACAGAGAUGAUCGGACAAGACUACAUAUAUGACUCAAAUACCAAAAGCAGCAUGACAUGGGAUCCAAUGGAAUGUGAAUAUGAAGGAACAAGUCAUGCUAACAAUAAUAAGGAUCCAUAUGACCAGAGAAGACAUCAUCCAUGUGUGCAUGUCAAUAAUGAUAGUCCUUCCACAGAAGAGCAACCAACGCUAAAAAAGAGGUGGUUGAUGGAGGAUAAUCAUGUUAUUUCAGGUUCCAUCAGUGUCAACCAAGAACAAGACUCCCUUGUUUCAAGUAAGGAGGAUCUCCAUAGCAAAUUUCUACCGCUACAGGAAAUUGAAUACAAAAGCAAAGCACAAAUAAUGGUCAUUCAACCUUCAAGUAGAGAAAAUGAAGAAUUGGUUCAAAUAAGAAAGCCAGGUAUGAAUAUGACGCAACAAAAAGAUAAAGCUUCAACCAAUGAUCAAAUCACAAAGAACUUUGAAAAUGUCAUAAAUGGCAAAGGAAAAGACAUGUUACUCGACAGAGAUGAUCCCAUCAAUGACAACAAUAUAACAGAGAUGACUGGACAAGAUAACAAAUAUGACUCAAAUGGCAACAUGACAUGGGAUCCAAUGGAAUGGGAAGAAUAUGAAGCAACAAGUCAUGAUCAUAUUAAUAAUAAUAAGGAUCAACAUGAACAGAGAAGAGAUCAUCCAUGGUUUUUGUGUUUCCAUCUCUUCACUUUCGUUGCCUCGCUCUGUUCUUCUUCUUAAAUAGAUCUUUCUCCAUUACAAGACACCAGAAUGAAUUAUCACUGAACCUUAUUUAAUUUGAACUCUUUUUUUAGCUAUAAAUCCUGGACUUUGGACUCUUUUGUAAUGGUUUUGGUUUCCUC
Molecule: messenger RNA, 1313 nt
Organism: Prosopis cineraria
Lineage: Eukaryota; Viridiplantae; Streptophyta; Magnoliopsida; Fabales; Fabaceae
Exons: 11
Coding region: 331-1191 (286 amino acids)
Source: RefSeq, a predicted model, not a curated record